AUGCUGAAAACAUAUCAAAUGUUAAUUCGAGAGACGGUACGCAUUGGCAGAGAUUACGAGAGAUCAAAGGAAAAGGAGAAACGGUCAGCAAAUUUCAUAGAACCAAUGUAUAUUUUGGGCAGGUGGUUGAGUGCUUUCUUGCGACUGUUAACGUGUAGCAUGCGACGUGCUUUCGUGUCCGUGUUACACGUGAGAGGUGUCAUUGAUUUACAGCAGCGAAAUACUAAUUAUAAUGGUAAUCAUUCUCUGUCGUCAAAUUCAGUGAAAGAAGUUUAUCAACAAGCAUCUCCCAAGUUGAAAAACAUAGACAAGUAUCUCGCUGCAAUUCUUGACGAAAAUAGGUCCAAAAAAUCUACUGACUUCACACUCUAUCAUGCAUUACUAGCUUCUAUAUCUGUCAUUGUUGUGUCAGAAUUAGGUGACAAGACGUGGUUUAUUGCCGCGAUCAUGGCAAUGAAGCAUUCUCGGUUAACUGUUUUCUCUGGAGCAAUGACAGCUUUAAUUUUGAUGACACUUUUAUCAGCUGGAUUGGGAUGGUUUACUCAGGUCAUGCCACGAUUGUUGACUCACUCUAUUUCUACUGCACUUUUUGCAUUAUUUGGUAUGAAAAUGUUAUAUGAUGGGUAUCGAAUGUCUCCAACUGAUGGACAAGAGGGAUAUACAGAAGCAAAAACGGAAAUCCAAAAGAAAGAACUGCUGUUGGAUUCUUCAAGUGUUUCUGAUAUAGAAAGUGGAGGAAUUAGUGUGUCAAACCGGAGUUCAAUGCGUGCGAUUUUAAGUAUGAUUUCAACACUUUUUUUGGAAACCUUUACGCUUACAUUUCUGGCUGAAUGGGGCGAUCGAAGCCAGUUGACCACAAUAAUGUUGGCAGCACGUGAAAACAUCUACGGCGUAGUAAUUGGUACUGUAUUAGGACACGCUUUAUGUACAGGAAUUGCUGUUGUUGGGGGCAGACUUAUUGCUACUCAUAUAUCGGUAAGAACAGUUACAUUAAUUGGAGGUGUAGUCUUUAUCCUGUUCGCGUUUUCUGCCUUCUUUGUCGAUCUGGAAUCGGAGUAA
Molecule: messenger RNA, 1059 nt
Organism: Acanthocheilonema viteae
Lineage: Eukaryota; Metazoa; Nematoda; Chromadorea; Rhabditida; Onchocercidae
Source: the annotation of a GenBank genome assembly